Molecule: messenger RNA, 5003 nt
Organism: Pectinophora gossypiella (pink bollworm)
Lineage: Eukaryota; Metazoa; Arthropoda; Insecta; Lepidoptera; Gelechiidae
Product: proton channel OtopLc-like
Exons: 15
Coding region: 295-2823 (842 amino acids)
Biological process (GO): proton transmembrane transport
Cellular component (GO): membrane
Molecular function (GO): proton channel activity
Source: RefSeq, a predicted model, not a curated record
AUAUCAGCCCAUUCGUACUACGGUUGUCAUUUCCUCGUGCGUCGCAAACGUCAAACGUACCAGAUUAGGUUUCAGAUUUGCCCAAUAGAACGCCGUCUAUCUGUUUGGUAAAUUGUAUUUUCGGCAGGGCGAGAUAAAUAUUAACAAACAUCCAGACUUGUGUGAAAUAUGUGAAGUCGACGACUGUCUGUCGAUUGUGUAAACGUUGAAUGAUCAAACGGUGACCCGGGCGGGAAAUAGUAGUGAAAAUAUUGUACGAAUUAACAGGUGCGCGUCCGCGAGUUCUACAUCGGGAUGCAGCGUUGCCCCUACAUCCACGAGAUGAAGGAGCGGCUGCUUGGCGCGCCGGUGGAAGGGGCGGAGCCCCAGCCCACGCGGGAGCACCCCCAGCACCCACAACGCAUCAUCGAGCACCCCCACGCCCUGCACUUGCAGGACUCACAGGUCGGCACUAUAGUGAAACUGAAUUCAGACGGGUACCACACGUCGCCGGCGCGUGCGCCGCUCGUCGCGGACGAGUGUGACGCGCCGGCGGACGAGACUGACGCCCUCACGCCCACUGAGGCUGUGCUGCGGUACCGCGCCUGCUGUCAACCGGAAACCAAGCCUAAGAAUGCCAAAACUUCGCUGUUCAUCAUUUCAAGUUUCAUCUACGCGAAGCUUUUAGUAGUGGUAUGCAUUGCUUACGUCAUCAGCGACGUCAUCACCCACAACUUGCCCCUCUACUACUACGAGGGUUUCUUCACCUACCUGUAUGGCAUGAGCAUAUUGUUUUUGUUAUACGUCUUCUGCUUCUUGCUUCAAGAAAGCGCAUGCUGCAGUGGUAGUCCACCAAAACCAAAACCUCCGCCAAAGGAGAAGAAACAAAAAGAAAAGAAAGAAAAAGAGAAGAAAACCAAAGACAAAGAAGCUAAGGAAGGAAAAGAAGGCAAGGAUGGCAAGGACGGAAAGGACGGGAAGGACGGAAAGGAUGGGAAAGACGGAAAGAAAGAUGGGAAGAAGGAAGGAAAAUCAAAGGAUAAAGAAAAGGAAAAGGAAAAGCCAACCAAAGAAUCCAAGAAACAAAGCCAGUUCCAGGAGGUGUAUCCACGUAAGAUGCGCGAUAAAGUUCGUCAACAACAAUUGCAAAUGCAAAUGGCGCAAUUGUAUGCGUCCGAGCAGCAACAAGACGUGGUGGAGAUUGAAUCUGCGCCCGUCGCUCGGCCGGUUCGUCGUCGCAAGACUUCGCAAAACGACCACAGCCAUGGCAGCUUCUUCCUUAGGAUUGGAGCUAUUGCUUUCGGCCUCGGCACCAUGAUUUACAACGGUUUGGAGUUUGGAACGUUCUUUGAAUUGCCCCUGGAGUCUCCUUGCUAUCUCAUCCUGAAAGGCGUCAAUCCUGUUCUGCAAAUGGUGUUUACCUUCAUGCAAAUGUACUUCAUCUUCAUGAAUUCUCGGCUGAACAUACACCGGUUCAAAGUAAUCGCCCGCUUUGGUCUGAUGCACGUGGUGGCAACCAAUAUUUGCGUUUGGAUUCGAACACUCGUACUGGAAUCGUUGAAGGAAAUCACCGACUACCACGUGAGGAAUCCUCAAGGAGUCCCAGGUGAAGGCGUGCUUGGAAAAGUCAUCCGUAAACAUACCUUGAGACACUCGGGCAAAGUGUUUGGUGCGGCCACCACCGCUGCUACCACCAUCGCUUCAACUGCGGUGACAGCUGCUAGGAAUACUGGCCAGCAACUAAUAAACGCUGUCACCACGACCGCGGUUACCCCCACUACCACCCCAACGACAACUAACAACUCGACAGAGAUCUUCGAAUCGUUCGACAGCCUGAAUCCUGCAGCAUUGAUUGCCAAUAUCGAUAACACCACGGUGUGCGGAAGGAACCCGAUUAUGGGCACUAUCGUAGCGGACUCGGCUCCUUAUCUGUAUCCGUUCAUCAUCGAAUACUCGCUUAUUGGCGCAGCUGUUAUUUACGUCAUGUGGAAGCAUAUUGGCCGCUACCCCAGCGUGGCCAACGACGAAGAUCUGGAAAGACGUCUGGAAGCUGUUCUCUCUCGCAGGGCGGCGGCGCUCGCGGCGGCUCAACGUGGAAACCGCGUUGACUGCGCCGGUGCUUCCAAAGGACUCUUCUGUGGACUGCUCCUGCUCGUCGCCUCUUUAAUCUGCUUGAUUCUCUUCUUCGUCCUGAUCAGACACCAAGAGCUGAAACGCCUGUCGAUUUACUUGGCCGAUGUCUCCCACUGUGCUCUGAUGGUUCUGUCUAUACUGGCGAUUUUGAUUGGGUUCAUACGUGGUAGAGUAAUGAAAUGGAGCUACGAUCCCUCCCCAUACGCCGAGCCUAUUCGCAGGGUGCAAUCACUGAAGUUCCGCUCGGAGGAGCAAUCGGACCUGAACGACAUCUUGCUUCGUGUCUCUGCGUUUGGCCUCUUCGUGUAUGCUGUCUUCAGCGUCAUCGCCGGCGGAAUGGGAGCCUUCACUCACGAACCAAAUCUACUCGUCAUGAUCACUGGAUGCUUGAGUGUGCUGCAGGUGGUCCUCCAACUGCUGUUCAUCGCUGACGUGUCGCGUCGCCGCGUCCACCUCCCGGAACAGGAGCGCAGCAAGCCUGCGCGCCAGGCCGUCACCUUCCUCCUCAUCUGCAACGUCACCAUGUGGCUCAUCUACACCUUUGAGGCCCAGAAGGUGCUCGCUAAUCCGGUUCAACUAGAUUUCUACGGCUUCGUCGCUUGGUCCCUCGUCCAGCGCUUCACCCUGCCGCUGUGCAUCUUCCAUCGCUUCCACUCCGCCGUCACCCUCGCCGAGAUCUGGAAGACCAGCUACAAGGCACGCUUGGAGUGAGCGCCUCCGGGCCACAGGGAAUACUGGAGCCAAUCCACUGACAUUGUCAACUCCUGGAACGUACUAGGAUGACUUCUACUAAUUUUGUCCUCAUUCGGGGCAGCCAGUUUAUAGUUAGAAUGAAUAAAUUUGUUGCUAGUGUCAUCUCGCUAUAUGAUAACUUAUUCUAGUAUAGGAUCACGCGACGAAUUUAGGACGAUGAUUCUGUUGUAGGGGCUGAUUAUAAUUGCUCUCCCAGAGUCGUAGUCGGCAGUACCGCAUUGCACCCGAAUGCAUCUUGCUAUUCAUCACAAAUACUUUGUGUUGGUUAUUACUUCCCACUGUUGCUAUACACUACUUAAUUUCUUUCACAUUCCAUAACUUUAACAGUUUGUUUUUCUAUAAUAAAAUUAAGUUUCUUGGAAGACUGACUUCUACGUGACCAAAACAUAUUCUCGGCUCAUUUUUUUGAAACUGAAAACCAAUUGCUCAGAUUUCGGAUUUUUCUAUACAUUAUUGAGAGAAAUUAAUUAAAUAUUAUAUCAUUUUGAACGAAUCACGAUAAUAAUAAAAUUAAUUCCCCGUUGUGAAAGGUUCCCUCCUUCGUUAGAAACACAAUUUGUGUGCCAUCGUUUUAGGGUUAAGGCUUAAUUAAAAUUCGACAAUAUUUUACAUUUCUGUGUUAUUUGUUUGGAAGGGAAAUAAAUGAAGCUAUGGAUCUGUGGCAAGGGAGCAUUGAAAUUGUUUAUGAUGUACCUACAGUUCGCUCCAAAAGCCAUGUUAACACCUGUAAAAUUUAAUUUCAUACGGAUCGCGUAACAACAGUGAUUCGCGUAAACAGUGUUUUGUGUAUUUAAAAUUCGUAACAUAUUUUAGAGUUGAUGACAAAUUAAUUGCCAUAUUAAAGUUUCAGAAGAUUUAUUAGCCAACAUAAUAUUUGAAGUAAGCAAGUAGAAUUCUAUUUGGAAGUUUAACAUACGAUAUAAUUAGUCGUAAGAGUAGUUAACGUGUCGAAAAUUAUACACCUAAAAUGUACUUAAUUCUAGAGAGACAACGUAGAUUAUGCGGUGUUUUGAGCUGUGGUUAACUGCUUGGUACGAAUCUUUUGAUGUUUACUAAAUCGUUUUUAUUGCAAGGGGCCAUAAGAAAUCUGUUAUUGAAUUUUCUAAUAAUACAGUUAACUUCGCACCUUACCAACUUACAACUGUUUAUAAAUACUCAGCACUUCCAGACAGCAGUUUAGAUUGAGUAGUCGGAAAUAUACUUAGAAGUAGAGGGAAAUAUAAUUAUAAAUAUUAUAGUACCUAUCAAGUAUAUUUUACCCAUUAGAACAAAGAUGCAGGAUUAAUCUAGUGCAGUCAAAGCAAUGGACAAUGCAUUUUCAUCUCGAAGAUAAUAUUUUUCCUGUGCGAGGUCAUGUUUCGUUGCAUUAAAAUUUUCUCUGCAAAUAUUUUCGUAACGACGUUUUGUGCAAUCUAUUUUUAUAGGCUGAGUAAAUUUACAACUACCCUCUUUGUAUGGAGUUAUUGGACGCGUCUUUGACACGUGAUAUCAUUUCGAUGUUAUAGAUUUUGUAUAAAAAAAUAGCUCAUAUUCAAUUAUUUAUAAUAUAUUUAUUAAUUUUGUAAAUUAACUCGUAAGGUAAAUAUGUAAUUCGAUUGCACUCCGCGAUCGUUGUAAUGAACGUGUGCUUACAUCGUGAGAUUUUGAGUGAACGUAGUGGGUUUUGACUGGUUUAACAUAUUUUAAAGUUAAAGUAAACUUCGUAACUUAUUGUGGUGUCGUGAGACACCUUUUGAGACCCGAGACGCGCGACUCUGCGCCCGCGCACCUCUCCACGUAUCUAGUGGCUGCGACACAAUGCUCGAUAUUGUCAUAACAACGGCGUGUUUGGCUUGUUUUAUCACUGCCGGUAAUUUUAACAAUAGUAAUGAUAGUAAGUCCUUUGAUAAAAUCUAUACUAUUUCUAACUUGUUCAAUUUUGUAGGUGAUAUUUGAUAUUUACUGUGUACCUAAAUGUUUGGAGCAAAAUGUACCGAUGUUUGUAUCUUUAGGUUUAACAUUUAUCAUACCUAUGUGGAUACUCAAUCAGUGUUAAUAGAUACCAAAAAAUAAAAUUUGGAAAUUCUACUUUGAAGUACCUAAUGAUUAAUAAAUGUCUAUUUGAAUAAAUCAAAUACCUAAUACAUAAAUAUAUGUAA